CUCGUGCGCGGUUCGACGUACAAGUCCCCGCGGACGACGAGCAGCAGCAACAACAACAACAAUGGUUUACGGUUGAACGUCUCACUUUAAGAAGGUUGGAGCUCGCGUCAAUCAAUCUAUCAAUCUUUUUUUUUAAGUCGAAAAACACGAGGAAUAUGGAGACCUCCAAAUCCUCGAUAAUGCAGGUCAGCUUUGUUUGCCAGCGAUGCAGCCAGCCUCUAAAGCUUGAUACCUCCUUCAAAAUUUUGGACAAAGCUACAAUGAUGGAGUUGACAGCGCCACUCGUGACUGCAGCUGCAGUUAAAACAGCAGAUAUUCAAGAAGAUGAUUCACAUGUUGAGGAAACUUUUGCCCAAAGCAAACCAGAUGGAGUUUCAAGAAGAUUAAUACCACCUGCCAGGAUGAUGUCCACAGAAAGUGCCAAUAGCUUCACAUUGAUAGGUGAAGCUUCUGAUGGAGGCACAAUGGAGAACCUGAGCAGAAGACUAAAGGUAACUGGAGAUCUAUUUGACAUCAUGUCUGGACAGACGGAUGUGGAUCACCCUCUUUGUGAAGAAUGUACUGAUACAUUACUCGAUCAGUUGGAUACUCAGUUGAACAUCACAGAAAAUGAAUGUCAAACCUAUAAACGUUGCCUGGAGAUCCUGGAAAGAAUGAAUGAAGAAGACAAGGACAUGUUGGAAACUAAAUUAAAGGAACUAGCGGGAGAUGAACAAAGACUUAUACAAGAGUUGGAAGAAGUAGAGCAGAAACGUGAACAGGUCGCAGAAGAUAUAGAGAAAGUCAGGGCGGAAGCUGAAAGACUGGAGCAAGAGGAAGCACAGUACCAGAAAGAAUACAGUGAGUUCAAACGUCAGCAACUGGAACUUGAUGAUGAACGAGUCAGUGUGGAGAAUCAGAUGGCAUAUGCACAAAGCCAGCUAGACAAUUUAAAGAAGACCAAUGUCUUUAAUGCAACAUUUCACAUCUGGCACAGUGGACAGUUUGGCACCAUCAACAACUUCCGCCUUGGGCGUCUUCCCAGUGUCCCUGUGGAAUGGAAUGAGAUAAAUGCAGCCUGGGGACAAACUGUCUUGCUCCUCCAUGCACUAUCAAACAAGAUAGGCCUGGAGUUUCAGAGGUAUCGGCUGGUUCCAUUUGGAAAUCACUCAUACUUAGAAUCUCUCACAGAUAAAUCUAAGGAACUUCCCCUAUAUUGUUCUGGCGGUUUGAGGUUUUUCUGGGAUAACAAAUUUGAUCAUGCAAUGGUAGCCUUCCUCGACUGUGUACAGCAAUUUAAGGAAAAGGUGGAGAAGCAAGAUACAGAUUUCUGUCUACCUUACAGGAUGGAUGUAGAGAAAGGGAAAAUUGAAGAUACAGGUGGCAGUGGAGGAUCUUACUCCAUCAAGACACAAUUUAAUUCUGAGGAGCAGUGGACCAAAGCCUUGAAAUUUAUGUUAACCAAUCUCAAAUGGGGACUGGCCUGGGUUUCAUCGCAAUUUUAUAACAAAUGAAGUGGAGGCUAGUAUAGACUGCACUAAUGAUUAAAGUGUGGUCUUCUCAAAUGUUAGGAAGUAACAGCAGUAUCAUCUUUGUGACUGUUUGUACUGUUAACGCUUUUGCUGUUUGAGGCUGGAUACUCUGGCAGUAAGAAGAUUUAGAGACACGUUUGCCACACAAUUGCAUCAGUCUGCCUGGCUUUAUAGCUUUUUGUAGACAAGUAUUUGCAAAAGAAAAAGAUGGCUUUAUUACAUGAUUAAGUCUACAACUAAAUAUACAUACCUCCUGUGAAAAAAAACAAAACAGGCUGAAAUAAGUUACAUUGAUAUAUAUGCCCAUAUUACCUUUUCUGUUAAGGCAACAUAACAGCCUAGUAAACAUUUUACAGAUACAGGUUAUUGGUCCUGCUGCUGCUACUCAUUGAAUAUCAUAUCUGACAGAGAGGUUGGAAGGCAUAACCUCCUUUGCAAUUUUUCUAUACUUGAAAAUAACUAUAAUUUAAGACCAUGUAUUAAAAUUUGAAUUUAAGAGAUUGGAAAAUCGGAGGAUGUUGCAACAAUGUAAGAAUUGUGUAAUGUUUUGAGCUAGUUGUUUAACAGAAUCAAAAUAUAUGUAAUGCACAUUUCUAGCAUCUUUGCACUGAUAAACAGAAAACACUGAAAUAAAUAUUAUUUUGUAACCCUGAA
Molecule: messenger RNA, 2165 nt
Organism: Pelobates fuscus (common spadefoot toad)
Lineage: Eukaryota; Metazoa; Chordata; Amphibia; Anura; Pelobatidae
Gene: BECN1
Product: beclin 1
Exons: 12
Coding region: 156-1493 (445 amino acids)
Biological process (GO): autophagosome assembly; cellular response to nitrogen starvation; late endosome to vacuole transport
Cellular component (GO): phagophore assembly site; phosphatidylinositol 3-kinase complex, class III, type II; phosphatidylinositol 3-kinase complex, class III, type I
Source: RefSeq, a predicted model, not a curated record